Salvelinus fontinalis (brook trout) is the source of this 6444-nucleotide messenger RNA. RefSeq names its product gastrula zinc finger protein XlCGF48.2-like. NCBI's taxonomy places the organism in Eukaryota, Metazoa, Chordata, Actinopteri, Salmoniformes, Salmonidae. The record is from RefSeq and is a predicted model, not a curated record. Gene Ontology annotation, cellular component: nucleus. The coding region runs from base 177 to 1658 and encodes 493 amino acids. The transcript is spliced from 3 exons.
GUCUGCGUCACAGGUGAUGGACCACAGAGUCCAUGUAGUGCCUUUGGUCGGACUUUUGCGCAAACAACAAAACCGCAGUGUCCAAUUACAAUUUAUACGUUAGCAUUUUUAAUUCGCGUUGGAGAUAGGAUUUGGUUGACAUAUGUUAUUUAGGCAACGCUAGCUAGCUGCUAACAAUGACUAACUAUAUGGUUUUUCACACUCAAAUAGCCUCCGUCAUGGAGGUGCUGGCGAAUGCAGCCGUGGCAGAGAUCUGUAAACUCGUAGACGACGACUAUGCAGUGUUUCGUUUGGAAAUAACUCAAAGCCAGAAAGAAAACAGGACAUUGCGGAGGAAACUACAGCUACUGGAACUGAAGGUGGCACGGGAGCGCGCAGAGAGGACAAUGCGAGAGCGCGUCCCCGCCAGUCGUACCAGUAGUGUCAAGAUCCUCGAUCGGUACAGAGGAAUGGCAAGAGGUGAAGGACAUCUCACUGGAGGCCACAGGAGCUUUGUGAAGCCAGUGGAACACACUACAUGGAGAGAUGACCAACCAAUCACUGUUGAUGAGAGGAGUGUAACCUCAACCCAUCAAGUUAUCAUGAUAGAGUCUGCAGAUGCAGAAGCUGCAGGUCCUGGGGUUAAGCAGGAGAUGGCUGAAGGAGAAGAGGACCCACGGCACAGCAGAGACAUCCAGACUGCAGUGGCUGGAGCGCCCCCUGUAGCCACAGAGGACCCCACCACCGCCCCAGUGCAGCCCUGCAGCAUCACAGAGGUCAGUGGAACGCCGGACACCAUCUUCAAGACAGAGACAUACCCCAAGACUUCAACGGGGCUGGGGCGACUGGGCUGUCCUCCUGCUCCCCACUCAGAGUAUUUACUUUAUGGUAACCAUAGCCCGACAACGGUUUUGUCCCGUCAGGACCCAAGUGACUCGUUACAGACUGUCAAUGAUCCGUCCUGUACAUACGCUACAGAGACACAGAUGAUACCUGGUGACAUGCCUGUGGGCUUAGAUACACAGACUAAUCCAAUGAGAGGGAACUGGAACCAGUACAGUAGUAGUGUAUAUUCUGAAAAGUGCCUGGAUGAGAAAAGGGAUGGUCUGGCCUUAGAUGAUGUGACUGUGAAAGUGGAGGAUGACGCUCUGAAAUGGAAUGAAGACGAGACUCAUUUAGGAGAAGGACACUCGCAGGGCAACAGCAGUGACUUCUUAGACUACAGGGAAAGCUUGGAGACAAAUCUAAAUGUUGGGACCCACUCCCCUUUACACGCGUUCAGGGAUCACAACCCAGUGUCCACGUCAAUGGGGCCUUCCGAUUCACACAGCCAUGUCCUUUUCGAUCAGGUAUUGGAUUCAAACGACAGGGUUAGAGCCCAGGCUCUGGGUGGGGGAGCAACAUCAGGAAAAAGUAAAGAGAAACGGUUCCUCUGCGCGUUCUGUAACAAAGGCUUCAGCUGCCCCCAGAAGGUGGAGAUCCACCAGAGGGUCCACACAGGGGAGAAACCCUACAGCUGUACCCAGUGUCAUAUUCGCUUUGCCCAGGCUGGUGACCUGAAGAGGCACCAGAGGGUCCACACAGGGGAGAAACCCUUCAGCUGUACCCAGUGUAACAUGCGCUUUGCCCAUGCUGGCAACCUGAAGAGACACCAGAGGGUCCACACAGGGGAGAAAUAAUACAGCUGAGAAGAGAUUCUACCGCCAGCACCAGCUGAAGAUGCACCUGAAGGUCCACACGGGAGGGAGGUGGUUCGCACUGCAGGACAAGGUUCUCAGAGAGGAGUUACCUCAGGAUACAACAGCAGAACCAUUCCACUCGAUAGCUUCUGACGUUUAGAUCAAACCCUCCAUUAAAGACAAAGAUGAAUUGUCAAAAUAUCCGCAGUUGCAUUUGGAAUUACGAGUAACAUAUUUUAGUGUUGAAUAUUCGGGAGGAAUGUUGCUUCCAGACGUGUGAUAUACACUGAGUGUACAAAACAUUAGGAACAACUGCUCUUUCCAUGAAUGCAGGUGAAACCUACAGUAUGACCCCUUAUUCAUGUCACUUGUUAAAUUCACUUCAAUCAGUGUCGAUGAAGGGCAGCAGACAGGUUAAAGAAUAUUUUUUUAAGCCUUGAGACAAUUGAAACAUGGAUUAUGUAUGUGUGGCGUUCAGAGGGUGAAUGGGCAAGACAAAAGAUUUAAGUACGGGGUAUGUUAGUAAGUGCUGGGCGCAACUGUUUGAGUGUGUCAAGAACUGCAACGCUGCUGUUGCCCGUGUGUAUCAAGAAUGAUCCAACACCCGAAGAACAUCCAGCCAACUUGACACAACUCUGGAAGCACUGGAGACCAUUUGAGUCCAUGCCCUGACGAAUUGAGGAUGUUCUGAUGGCAAAAAGGGGUGUAACUCCAUAUUAGGAAGGUGAUCCUAUUGUUUUGCGUACUCAGUGUAUAAGGCAUAUAUAAGCCUAAAAUAAUGUGUUAGUACUGUAUGGGCCAGUGGUUCCCAACUCCAGUCCUCGAGUACUCCCAACAGCACACAUUUGUUGUAGCCCCAGACAAAAAAAAACAGUUGAAUCAACUCAUUAACUAUGUUUCCAUUAGUUUGCCCAGAGAUUUUUCAUUGACAUUUAAAAAGUUUGCGUAGAAAAUAGAUGUGACAGUUGCCUAUUGCAGUGCGUUUCCAUUGAACUGUCUUGUCGAUCAAAAACAGCAGACGUAAUAUGACUUCACAUCAAGAAAAAGUAUCAGUCAAAAGUUUGGACACACCUACUCAUUCAAGGGUUUUUCUUUUGUUUUGACUAUUUUCUACAUUGUAGAAUAAUAGUGAAAACAUCAAAACUAUGAAAUAACACGUAUGGAAUCAUGUAGUAACCAAACAAAACAAUAUAUUUUAGAUUCUUCGAAGUAGUCACCCUUUGCCUUGAUGACAGCUUUGCACACUCCGAAAUAUCACAUAUCACAUUUACAUAAGUUUUCAGACCCUUUACUCAGUACUUUGUUGAAGCACCUUUGGCAGCGAUUACAUCCUUGUGUCGUCUUGGUUAUGACGCUACAAGCUUGGAACACCUGUAUUUGAGGAGUUUCUCCCAUUCUUCUCUGCAGAUCCUCUCAAGCUCUGUCAGGUUGGAUGGGGAGCGUCGCUGCACAGCUAUUUUCAGGUCUCUCCAGAGAUGUUCGAUUGGGUUCAAGUCCGGGCUCUGGCUGGGCCACUCAAGGACAUUCAGAGACUUGUCCCAAAGCCACUCCUGCAUUGUCUUGGCUGUGUACUUUUUAAAUUAAAAUGUAUUUAACCUUUAUUUAACCAGGUAGGCUAGUUGAGAACAAGUUCUUGUUUACAACUUCGACCUGGUCAAGAUAAAGCAAAGCAGUGCGACACAAACAACAACACAGAGUUACACAUGGAAUGAACAAACAUACAGUCAAUAACACAAUAGAAAAAGUCUAUAUACAGUGUGUCAAAUGAGGUAAAAUAAGGGAGGUAAGGCAAUAAAUAGGCCAUGGUGCCAAAAUAAUUACAAUUUAGCAAUUUAACAUGAGUGACAGAUGUGCAGAAGAUACAUGUUCAAGUAGAGAUGCUGGGGUGCAAAGGAGCAAAAAUAAAUAAAUAACAGCAUGGGGAUGAGGUAAUUCGAUGGGCUAUGUACAGGUGCAGUGAUCUGUGAGCUGUUCUGACAGCCGGUGCUUAAUGUUAGUGAGGGAGAUAAGAGUCUCCAGCUUCAGUGAUUUUUGCAAUUAGUUCUAGUCAUUGGCAGCAGAGAACUGGAAGGAAAGGCGACCAAAGUAGGAAUUGGCUUUGGGGGUGACCAGUGAAAUAUACCUGCUGGAGCGCGUGGUACUAUGGUGCUGCUAUGGUGACCAGUGAGCUGAGAUUAGGCGGGGCCUUACCUAGCAAAGACUUCUAGAUGACCUGGAGCCAGUGGGUUUGGCGACGAAUAUGAAGCGAGGGCCAGCCAACGAGAGCAUACAGGUCGCAGUGGUGGGUAGUAUAUGGGGCUUUGGUGACAAAACAGAUGGCACUAUGAUAGACUACAUCCAGUUUGCUGAGUAGAGUGUUGGAGGCUAUUUUGUAAAUGACAUCGUCGAGGAUCGGCAGGAUAGUCAGUUUUACGAGGGUAUGUUUGGCAGCAUGAGUGAAGGAUGCUUUGUUGCGAAAUAGGAAGCCGAUUCUAGAUUUAAUUUUGGAUUGUAGAUGUUUAAUGUGAGUCUGGAAGGAGAGUUUACAGUCUAACCAGACACCUAGGUAUUUGUAGUUGUCCACAUAUUCUAAGUCAGGACCGUCCAGAGUAGUGAUGCUGGAUGGGCGGGCAGGUACGGGCAGCGAUCGGUUGAAGAGCAUGCAUUUAGUUUUACUUGCAUUUAAGAGCAGUUGGAGGCCACGGAAGGAGAGUUGUAUGGCAUUGAAGCUCGUCUGGAGGUUAGUUAACACAGUAUCCAAAGAAGGGCCAGAAGUAUACAGAAUGGUGUUGUCUGUGUAGAGGUGGAUCAGAGAGUCACCAGCAGCAAGAACGACAUCAUUGAUGUAUACAGAGAAAAGUGGUACUUAAGGUCGUUGUUCUGUUGGAAGGUGAACCUUCACCCCAUAAAGGCCUGAUUGGUGGAGUGCUGCAGAGAUGGUUGUCCUUCUGGAAGGUUCUCCCAUCUCCACAGAGGAACUCUAGAGCUCUGUCACUAACCAUCGGGUUCUUGGUCAUCUCCCUGACCAAGGCCCUUCUCCCCCGAUUUCUCAGUUUGGCCGGGCGGCCAGCUCGAGGAAGUCUUGGUGAUGCCAAACUUCUUCCAUUUAAGAAUGAUGGAGCACACUGUGUUCUUGGGGACCUUCAAUGCUGCAGAAAUGUUUUGGUACCCUUCCCCAGGUUUUUCCUUCGACCUUAUGGAUUGGUUUUUGCUUUGACACACACUGUCAACUGUGGGACCUUUUAUAUAGACGGGUGUGUGCCUUUCCAAAUCAUGUCCAAUCAAUGAAUUUACCACAGUUUUUUUACUACAAUUUUUGUAGAAACAUCUCGGAUGAUCAAUGGAAACAGGAUGCACUUGAGCUCAAUUUUGAGUCUCAUAGCAAAGGGUCUGAAUACUUAUGAAAAUAAUGUAUUUUUGUUUUUAAAUUUGCAAAAAUGCCUAAACCUGUUUUCAGUUUGUCAUUAUGGGGUAUUGUGUGUAGAUUGCUAAGAUUUUUUUUCAAUUUAAAAUUACAUUUUAGAGUAAAUCUGUAACGUAACAAAAUUUGGAAAAAGUCAAUGGGUCUGAAUACUUUCCGAAGGCACUGUAUAUAGCAACACCCCCCCCCCCCAUAAGCAUUCCUGUCUCUUCUAUAGAUGUUAUACUUGUAUUACUACUGCUGUAUCAUCAAAGGAAUUAUCUAAGUGAGUCUCAAUUUUUUUCUUUUUUUUUCUUUUUUUAUUUCACCUUUAUUUAACCAGGUAGGCUAGUUGAGAACAAGUUCUCAUUUGCAACUGCGACCUGGCCAAGAUAAAGCAUAGCAGUGUGAACAUACAACAACACAGAGUUACACAUGGAGUAAACAAUAAACAAGUCAAUAACAUGGUAGGAAAAAGAGAAUCUAUAUACAAUGUGUGCAAAAGGCAUGAGGUAGGCAAUAAAUCGAAUAAUUACAAUUUAGCAGAUUAACACUGGAGUGAUAAAUCAUUAGAUGAUCAUGUGCAAGAAAUGGCUAAUAUAUGAAUGCUAUCUAAUGUUAGCAAGUUAUUGAUUUCAUUAUCCUUAUUUCUAAGGCUACAUAUAUUAAUGAGUAUUUUUUUGCCCUUUCUUGGGUAGCUUCUCAGAGACAUACAUAAUAUGGAAAAGAACAAACAAAGAAAGAGAGAAAAAAAACAUUCAGCAGUCCAUUAAUCAAUUGGUGUGUGUGUGUUUUCUGUGGGUGGACAAUAAGCCUGUCAUAGUGGAUGUAAGCAAUGUACCCACACGCUUUGGCAGCUUUCAUGGCUGGGACAAGUUAUUUUCUCUUCUGGCGCACAGCUUCAAGAACUUGAAGAAUUUUGAAGAGAAUAAUAGGCAAUUGUUGGUUAACCCAGGUGUGGAAAGCUCUUAGAUUUACCCGAAAAGGCUCAAAGCUGCCAAAGGUGAUUCUAACAUGUAUUGACUCAGGGGGUUAAAUACUUAUCUAAUUAUGAUAUAUUAGUGUUUUAUUUUUCAAUUUUUUUAAAUAAAAAUGUUAGAAUUUUUCUUCCACUUUGACAGAGUAUUUUGUGUAGAUCAUUGAAUUUUUUUCAAUUGAAUCAAUUUUUAUUCUACAAAAUGUGGAAAAAGUCAAGGGGUGUGAAAAUGUUAUGAAGGCACUGUAUAUGAUGUUCCCAAAUGCUUAUUUUAUAACUUCCAUUCAACUACAUAAUUUCUUUCCCAAGACACUUAAUAAGAAAAUGAAUGUAGUUUAUCAUGCAGAUUUGUAGUUUAGACAUGUAUGUGUGGUUUUCAUAUGGUGUACUUUAAACUUAUCUAUGUUCAAUAAACACAAAAUGGGACUUUU